CACGUUCGUACAUUUUCGUGUCUUAAACUACACUAAAGAUACAAAUUAUGCCUACUAAGGAGGAGCUGUAUUCAGUAUUAUGGAUAGUGCAUAAGGUCCAGGUGCCCACUGCCAUCAUUGGAUUAUGUGGAAAUGUUUUGGUGUGCCUGACGAUAUUGAAAACCAAAGCAUUGCACAAUGUCACCAACUACAUGCUCCUCAAUCUGGCAGUAGCUGAUAUCAUUGUAGUAUUUCACAGUAUACUGGGACCAACGACUAUGGAAACUCAUCGUCGAAGGAUUGGUAAAUUUGAUUAUUGCACUCCAUCCUUCAUCUACAAUUUUACGGUCUUCUUCAUGUUUGUGUAUCUCAAGAAAAUUUCUUUUGCAAACUCUGUUUUUAGUUUGACUCUAGCAACUUUCGAACGUUACAUUGGCAUCAUUAAGCCUCUGCAUUACUCAACCUUCUUCACCAAGAGACGACUGAUCAUCAUGCUACUUUUUGUUUGGUUGGUUCCAUUUCUGACAGAGGCAUACACUCCAAUCUUCUACAUCCCAACUUACAUACAAGAUAACUGUAAGAUACCAUCGUUGAAGAACUAUCCUGUGGUUAUAACUUCAGGUAUUCUGAGUUUCAUCUUUACCUUUGUUAUACCAUCCACUGCAUUGGCCUUCAUGAAUAUGAAGAUCCUAAUUAAUCUGAAGCAAGGUGCAAGGCAUCUUGAGAACCAAGGAAUCCAGGGCCCACCUCAAGAGUUGCUGCGAGCUCACAAGAAAGUCACCAAAUCUCUUCUGCUGGUGGUUGCAGCUUUCUUCAUCCUAAUGUUACCUAGCCACAUUCUUACCAACAUCAUCGUGUACUCAAACUUGUUUAAUCAACGUUACAUUAUCGCUGAGUUACUGACCCAGAGUGUUAAGAUGCUGGAAUUGCUGAAUUCUACUGUAAAUCCCAUCCUGUAUGGCUUCAAGUACAAUCAACUACGCCAAUCUUGCAUCACAAUGGUAUGUCCAUGCAUCCGUUCAAAUCAAGUUCAUAGCAUCCAAGUGACCACUUAACUAGUUAUCAGGAGGAACAACUGCAUGUUUCACAAAACUCCCAAAGGUACUCGGUUUUUCCUUUCUAUGUAGCCUACAUGUACACGUAAUGUAUAUCUACCACAUAAAGGUAAAUGUUUACUUUCAACUUAACUUAGGCAUUCAUUACCUUUAGCACCCUGUUCCCCUAUUAAGGAAACAAAGUCCACCUUUUUGAAACAACUUAAUAAGUUGGGCGUGAUGGCCUCUCAUAUCAGAAAGAAAGAGGACGGGGCUCUGGUUUUGAGGGAAGUUAUGGGAUAGAGUGUAAAUGACGCAAUGAAGAGCAGUAAACGAAGACGAAUUAUAGUGAAUGUAGUCUGGUUCC
Messenger RNA from Acanthaster planci (crown-of-thorns starfish), 1380 nucleotides. Its product is annotated as adenosine receptor A2a-like. Gene Ontology annotation, molecular function: G protein-coupled receptor activity. The record is from RefSeq and is a predicted model, not a curated record. NCBI's taxonomy places the organism in Eukaryota, Metazoa, Echinodermata, Asteroidea, Valvatida, Acanthasteridae. Gene Ontology annotation, biological process: G protein-coupled receptor signaling pathway. Gene Ontology annotation, cellular component: membrane.